Molecule: messenger RNA, 1793 nt
Organism: Culex quinquefasciatus (southern house mosquito)
Lineage: Eukaryota; Metazoa; Arthropoda; Insecta; Diptera; Culicidae
Product: UDP-glucosyltransferase 2-like
Molecular function (GO): UDP-glycosyltransferase activity
Source: RefSeq, a predicted model, not a curated record
UAAUGAGUGUUUGAAAUAUAUUAUCAGCAAAUGGUCAACCAUAUUAAGGUGGGGUUAAAGUUUGUAGAUAGUUCUCCAGGCACAGGAGGACUAGUUGUACUAGUUCGUAUUCAACAUUCGCAUCGUUCACGGAAAGUCGGAAGACAGGGAAGAAGUUUUCAAACAAAGUUCAUUAAUUAAACGGCACGAUGGGACGAAUCGUGGAAUAUCUCGUUUUGGCUUUAACGGUAUUCAGUCCCAGUGAAGGGACGAAUAUCCUUUGCUUGAUGUCGGUGGCAAGUUACAGCCACCACAUUUGGAACCGUGUGCUGAUGGAGGCGUUGGCUGCAAAGGGGUACAAUCUUACAAUCGUGUCGGCGGAUGUGGAAAAGGUACAGAAGGUGAACUUGACUUACAUUCACUUAGAAGAAACGUACCAAGCAGUGCACGAAGGAGAUUCCGCCAUUGAUUUGUUCGAAAUGGCCCAGGAAGGCUUGGUGAAAAGUAUGCUGACUUUUUACGACUAUGGAAUGGCAUCGUGUGGAGGAUCGUUGAGAUCGAAGGGAUUGAAGCAGAUCCUGAGCUAUCCGAACGACUUCAAGUUCGAUUUGGUGCUGUAUGAUUUCACUUUUGGUCCUUGCAUUUUGGGGUUGUUUCACAAGUUCGGACAACCACCACUAGUUGGAGUAUCAGCGUUUAACAAUCCUCCUUACACUGACGAUCUGAUCGGUGGACACAAGUACCCGGCGUACAUCCCAUACUAUACACUCAACUAUGGUAGUGAUAUGACAUUUUUGCAAAGAUUGGAAAAUGCGUUCAUCUAUGCAGCGGAUUACUUCUAUCGUACCUUCGUUUACCUUCCGGCAUUAGACAAUCAAAUCCGCCAGAUUCCUGCCUUUAACAAAAUACCUUAUAUCGGAAGUUUACAAGAGAAAACAAUGCUCGUGAUGGUCAAUUCCCACCAUUCAGUUGACUUCCCAGAGCCGAUACCCCAGAACAUGGUUAUGGUUGGUGGGCUGCAGAUCAUGGAGCCGAAACCAUUACCCGAGCACAUCAAAAAGUUUAUCGAUUCCGGAUGCAAGGGAGCAAUUCUGUUUUCUUUGGGCACCAACGUCCGGAGUUCAGACCUCAGCGAUGAGCGGAUUUCCAUGUUGGAAGCAAUUCGACAGUUUCCGGAGUACAAUUUCCUGUGGAAGUUUGAAACAGAUCUGAAGAAUCAUCGUGUGCCAAACAAUUUAAUGAUUAAAAAGUUUUUACCACAGAACGAUAUUUUGGCUCAACCGAAGAUUAAACUAUUUAUCUCGCACUCGGGUUUGCUGAGCACGCAUGAGGCCUCCUGGCAUGGAGUUCCCAUGGUUGGAAUUCCUUUCUUUGCGGAUCAGUACCGCAACCUCGAAAAAUCCCUCCAGGCUGGGGUCGCCGAACGGUUGGUCAUUUGGACAGUGAGCACUGACAAGAUUGUGGCCACUAUUCGGAAGGUUCUCGAAGACGAUGGUUAUCGAGUACGAAUGAAGGCGAGAUCGGCUCUGUUUCGUGAUCAACCGGAAAGGCCUCUUGAACGAGCUCUCUGGUGGAUCGAUUGGUGUUUGAGGCACUCAAAUGCGGAAACCAUCCGGUCACCUACGGUUCGGCUGGGUCCGUGGAAAAGUGAACUGUACGAUGUGAAAUUGCUCGUAGUAUUAGUGGCACUGUUGGUGGUAAUUGGGAUAAGGCGGGCUGUUCGAGGGAUAUUUUCUACCGGAAGUGUAGUUAAAAGGAAGAAAAAAAUGAACUAAAAGAUUAUUUAAGCAACAAUAAAAUUGUAAACCAAAAGU